AGCUGCAGCAAAACACGGAAGUGUCACGCCAGUUAAUUAGCAAGAUGAGCUAAAGUAGAGUGUCUUGAAACUACUUUUUCACACCUCGACGAGGCGUUUGUGUCUUGACACCUGCAGACUGAUAAAUAAUAUGACGUAGCUUUGAGUAAGAACUUACCUUUAUUUUAUUUAACUAUGUUUAGCAAGUCGUACCAGCUGCUCCCUCAGAGAGACUCCGCCACUCCGAGGACUCCUGGUUUGUUUGUGGACUCUGACAGCUUCAGUCAGCACAGCUACCACAAAGGACUUUCUUUUGACUACAUCCCCAAUGUAUCUGAAAACAACUUUAAUGACACCUCCCAAGGAUGGCUGUCGUGGAUUUGCAACCUGAUUGUCAUCUUCCUCAUCUACAUCUGCACCUUCAUAGCCUUUCCAAUAACAGGAUGGUUUGUGCUGAAAACGGUGCCGAACUACCAGAGGAUAGUAGUAUUCCGUCUGGGUCGAAUUUGUCCUCCGAAGGGUCCUGGUAUUGUCCUUGUCCUGCCCCUCAUUGACCAGUGGCAGAGAGUCGACCUGCGCACCCGUGCUUUCAACAUCCCUCCCUGCCAGGUGACUACUCGGGAUGGAGGUGUGUUGUCAGUCGGCGCAGACAUCCAGUUUAGGAUCUGGAACCCCGUCAUGUCAGUGGUGUCCGUCCAGGAUCUGAAUGCCUCCACCAGGAUGACUGCUCAGAAUGCGUUGACCCACAGCCUAGCCAAGAAGACUGUCAGGGAAAUCCAAACUGAGAGAGUGAAACUAGGGGACUAUCUCGGGAUGGACAUAAAUGAGAUGACUCGUCCUUGGGGGCUGGAGGUGGAUAGGGUAGAACUUACCCUGGGUUCUCUACUGAAAGCCCCAGAGGAGGGCCCCUCUGGACCCCUUAUCAUGCCUCCGUCUGUGCCUGGACUUGAAGGCCUCACUGGUCCCAUUCAGCAGUUGGCCAUGCACUUUCUGAGCCAAGGCAGCAGCUCACAUCCUCAACAGCAAGACAGAAUAACAUUUGCAGACGAGCUCAGCGAUGCUCCUCAGGCUGUCGUCACCACUCCAGGUUCUGUUGAAGAGCUGCUCAGUGGCGUGAAGCUGCUGCUCUCUGAGUCUUUAGUCCAGCAGGUUGGGGCCUGUUUCCAGUUCGAUAUCAGCUCAGGAGAUGGACAACAGCGCAGUUACUAUGUGGAUUUGAGCCAAGGUAGCGGUGCAGCUGGAGCAGGGUCCUUGAUUCGGGAGCCAGAUGUCACUCUGAGUAUGAGUGACUGCGACCUUCUGGCCAUGUUCCAGGGAGAGCUACGACCGUUUUCUGCUUACACCAGUGGCAGACUGAAAGUCCAAGGAGACAUGAACACAGCCAUGAAGCUGGAGGAACUCAUAAAGCUACUUAAGAAAUAGUAUUUACAGUAGCUUUGGCUUGGUAUUUAUUAAAUCUUUCAUUUUAACUGUAAAGUACAUGUUUUUCGUGUAUGCACUGAAUACAUUUGACUGAAUUUCUGCUAUGGUCCUUUCUUUUUUCCCACAAAUCAAAGCAAACGCUUGUUUACAAAGACAGCAUACUUUCUGAAGGUCUUCAGACGUAAUUCGAGUUGUCUAAGUUUUAACAGAUUCUGACACAUACUGUUUAUAGAAAGAUACUUGUAAGAUGCUGUGAAACAUAAUAAAAGAUUCUGUAACUCAGCUCAACAGGGCCAUUCACAGACA
Molecule: messenger RNA, 1707 nt
Organism: Stegastes partitus (bicolor damselfish)
Lineage: Eukaryota; Metazoa; Chordata; Actinopteri; Pomacentridae
Gene: stoml1
Product: stomatin (EPB72)-like 1
Exons: 7
Coding region: 175-1401 (408 amino acids)
Cellular component (GO): plasma membrane
Source: RefSeq, a predicted model, not a curated record